Messenger RNA from Eruca vesicaria subsp. sativa (arugula), 1939 nucleotides. The record is from the annotation of a GenBank genome assembly. Lineage: Eukaryota; Viridiplantae; Streptophyta; Magnoliopsida; Brassicales; Brassicaceae.
AUGGGACUUGCUACAGUUGGAGAACUGAAGCCAACUUUCACAGGAAAGAGACGUCUGAAUUCAAGUAUCAGACAUGCCUCUGACUGGCCAAUAUCUGAAGUCUCUAGUGAUCUUACAGUUCAAGUUGGAUCUUCAAGUUUCUGUCUUCAUAAGUUUCCUCUUGUGUCUCGGAGUGGAAAGAUCAGGAAGCUUCUUACAGAUUCGAAAACCUCUAGUAUUUGUCUCUCUAGUGUUCCCGGAGGAUCUGAGGCUUUUGAGCUAGCAGCUAAGUUCUGCUAUGGAAUCAACAUUGAGAUCAACCUUCUUAACGUAGCUAAGCUUCGUUGUGCAUCUCAUUACUUAGAAAUGACUGAGGAGUUUUCAGAAGACAAUCUCGCUAUCAAAACAGAACACUUCUUCAAAGAAACAGUCCUCCCAAGUAUCUCUAACUCCAUCCUCGUUUUACAUCACUGUGAAGCCCUUACCCCAGUCUCUGAAGAUCUCAACUUGGUGAAUCGCUUAAUCAUAUCUAUAGCCAACAAUGCCUGCAAAGAGCAGCUUACUUCAGGUCUACUAAAGCUCGAUUAUACGUUUUCGGGUACGAAUAUGGAACCAGAGACUCCAUUAGACUGGUGGGGGAAGUCAGUAGCUGUUUUGAACCUUGAUUACUUCCAAAGAGUUGUCUCUGCUGUUAGGUCAAAAGGGUUAAGACAAGACGUGAUCAGCAAGAUUCUGAUCAGUUACACGAAUAAGUCACUUCAAGGGCUCAUUGUUAGGGAUACAAAGCUUGAGAAAGAGAGGGUUAUUGAUUCAGAAUCUAAGAAGAAACAGAGAUUGAUUCUAGAAACAAUCGUUAGGUUACUUCCUACACAAGGAAGAAAAAGCUCUGUUCCAAUGGCGUUCCUUUCAAGUCUUCUCAAAAUGGUUAUCGCUACAUCAUCAUCCUCUGCUUCUUCAGGAUCAUCAUGUAGAUCGGAUUUAGAGCGAAGGAUCGGUCUUCAACUAGACCAAGCCAUCCUCGAAGAUGUUUUGAUUCCAACAAACCCUAACGGAGUCAACAACACGAUGUACGACACUGAUUCUAUCUUGAGAAUCUUCUCUAUAUUCUUAAACCUAGACGAAGAAGACGAUGAAGAGGAAGAUCAACAUCAUCUUAACCGGUUUGGAGAUGAAACAGAGAUGAUUUUCGAUUUCGACAGUCCAAAACAGAGCUCCAUCUUGAAAGUUCAUCCGAAUAUAAAGGAGUCAGAGCGUUACCGUCUAUGUAAGACGAUAGAUUCACAGAAACUAUCACAAGAAGCUUGUAGCCAUGCAGCGCAAAACGAGAGGUUACCUGUGCAAAUGGCUGUACAAGUGUUGUAUUUUGAGCAGAUUAGGCUUAGAAAUGCAAUGAGCAGUAGCAUUAGUCCUACUCAGUUUCUGUUUAGUGGGAACUGUCAACAGUUUCCUCAACGUGGAGGAAGUGGAGCAGGAAGUGGAGCGAUAUCUCCAAGAGAUAACUAUGCGUCGGUGAGGAGAGAAAACAGAGAGCUAAAGCUUGAAGUUGCGAGGAUGAGGAUGAGAUUAACGGAUUUAGAGAAAGAUCACAUCUCUAUAAAACAAGAGCUGGUCAAAUCUAAUCCAGGGACUAAGCUUUUCAAGUCUUUUGCUAAAAAAAUAAGCAAAUUCAAUUCUCUUUUCAGCUUCGCUAGUCUUAAACCUUCCUUGAAGGGAAAGGCAACUUCUGAGAGCCGUUUCUUGUUUCAGAGAAAAAGACGACACUCUGUUUCUUGAUUUAAAUACUUUGAUUUAUUUGCAUAGUGAACGAUCAUAUAUAUAUAUAUUUCUUUUUUGGGUUGGGAGUUUGAUUGGGUGUUGUAUGUAUAGCUUCAUAUAGUUGUGUUUUGUAAAAUGUGAGCGAUGGUGUUUUGUCAGUCUUUGGCUUUUUGCUAUUGACUUGUAUAAAAUGUGCAUGUUCAAC